GCCCAUUACUUUUUAUUAGAUAACACUUGCUCCGUUUCUCUCUCUCCUUCUCUCUCCUUCUCUCUCUGCAUCAUUCUGUUUCAUUUAUCUUGCACCAAAAUCUCGAAUUUUCUGUUUUUAUUUUAGUUAUCGCCAUGUCGCAUAUCGCUCUCAACUCGGGCCAUAAGAUGCCCACCGUCGGCAUGGGGCUCUGGAAAAUCCCGAAAUCCGUUUGUGCCGACCAAGUUUACGAGGCCAUCAAGCAGGGAUACCGCCUCUUGGAUGGCGCCUGCGAUUACGCCAACGAAAAAGAAACGGGCCAAGGAAUCCGCCGCGCCAUCUCCGAAGGCCUCGUCACUCGCGAAGACCUCUUCAUCACCAGCAAGCUGUGGUGCACCUACCAUGCGAAGGAACAUGUCAAGCCGGCCCUCCAGAAAACCCUCGGCGACCUUCAGUUGGAGUACCUCGACCUCUACUUGGUGCACUUCCCCAUUGCCCUCAAGUUUGUGCCCUUCGAGGAGCGCUACCCGCCAGAGUGGUCCCAUCAGCCUGGAGGCCCUGUCAUCCCGGCCAACGUACCUUUCAGGGACACUUGGGAGGGCAUGGAGGCUCUGGCUGAUGACGGCCUGGUCAAAAGCAUUGGCAUAUCUAACAUGCCCGGCGCCCUGAUAUACGACCUACUGACGUAUGCACGCAUCCGACCGGCCGUCCACCAAAUCGAGGUCCACCCAUACCUUAUCCGCAAGCAGCUUGUUGACCUGGCCCACACCGAGGGCAUAGCGGUCACGGCAUACUCCUCCUUUGGCGACACCAGCUACCAUGAGAUCAACAUGGUGCCUACGGACAGAUCUCUUGUGCAUUUGCUGAAACACGGUGUUAUCAAUGACAUUGCUCACAGACUGGGCAAGUCGCCCGCGCAGGUGCUCUUGAGGUGGGCGGUGCAGCGGGGAUGCGCUGUCAUUCCCAAAUCAUCAAACCCGAAGAGACUGAAAGAGAACCUCGACUUGUUCUCGUUUGAGCUCGAGGAUGCAGAUAUGAGAGAGAUUGGGAAGCUUGAUAAGAACUUGAAGUUUAACGAUCCAGCUGUAUAUGCCAAGCGUGCAAUUUGGGCUAGCUAAGAAAUUCUGCAUUUUAUGAAAUAGAUACACAAUGUUUAUACACAGUUAUAAAUAAUAGUAUAGAAUGCUGAUCAAUCGAUCUGGUAAUCAAUCACAAGGGACGAUUGGCGAAUGAGAAAAAAAGAAACUAAAUAGGCUUGAACCGACAAUUUUAACCACAACA
Messenger RNA from Kickxella alabastrina, 1260 nucleotides. RefSeq names its product putative NAD(P)H-dependent D-xylose reductase xyl1. Gene Ontology annotation, cellular component: cytosol. Bases 135 to 1097 code for a protein of 320 amino acids. The record is from RefSeq and is a predicted model, not a curated record. Gene Ontology annotation, molecular function: aldose reductase (NADPH) activity. Lineage: Eukaryota; Fungi; Kickxellomycota; Kickxellomycetes; Kickxellales; Kickxellaceae. The transcript has a single exon.